Penicillium soppii is the source of this 1338-nucleotide messenger RNA. Its product is annotated as glycosyltransferase domain-containing protein. The record is from RefSeq and is a predicted model, not a curated record. Lineage: Eukaryota; Fungi; Ascomycota; Eurotiomycetes; Eurotiales; Aspergillaceae. The transcript has a single exon. The coding region runs from base 1 to 1338 and encodes 445 amino acids.
AUGCAGAGCUGUCGUAUCGUCUAUAUCCUGGGGUAUCCAAUUCCGGUUUUCAACGGUUGGAACAAAUCCGGGGAGUUCGAUGCCUCUGUUACCCAUCUCGCCAAAGUGCGCAAUGUAAUGCGCUAUCUUGAUAGUUUGAACUCUGCCUCCGAGGAUGAUUUGGUUCUUAUGAUCGAUGGCUAUGAUGUGGUCUUCCAGCUCCCCGCCGAUGUUCUCAUCCAGCGAUACUUCGCUGUCAUCGGAGCAGCAAACGCCAAAAUCGCUGCGCAUUUCGGCGCAGACUCAGUGGAUGAGCUCGUUGGAGAUAACAGUCCGAGACAAACCAUUCUCUUUGGCCCAGAGAAGAUUUGCUAUCCGCUUGAUUGGAACCGGCCAGGAUGUUGGGCCAUACCCGAGGAUAUCGACAUCCCCGUCGGUGCAUUUGGGCCAGAUGACGGGCAACUGAGCCACAAUCUCCCCCGAUGGCUGAAUUCCGGCACGAUAUUGGGCCCGGUAGGAGACAUGAAAGAAUUGUUUGCUGCAACUUUGGAAAAGAUCAAAGCCACAUAUGACCCAAUCCACGAAUUCAGCGACUCUGACCAAAGAUACAUGAGUGAUGUAUGGGGUGAACAGGAAUUUUGGCGUUCCGUCAACCGACAUAAUCAAUAUUUCCACGAUGAUGUGAAUCCGAAAGACAUCGCACCGAAGGGAGACCCAGAUCAGAUUAUCCCGACUAGGGAGGCUGGGCAGAAAACGGAGUUCCACAUCGGCAUCGACUACAAGUCCGGAUUAUUCCAAACUCGCGUGGGCUCCGAUCACGUCCUUGAGCAUCUAAGCUUCCCAAAUUCAGUUCCAGAUGGGAUUGGUCUUUGGGCCUCGGUGUCCGAAAACCCAAUCGAAUCCCCAAAUCCCCAACCCUAUGAGAUCUAUCUCCCUACCAACGUGGUCUCCUCUCUAAGUCGGCUCUUGAAACCAAUCAGCCAUACUCUCGAGGCCGACCAACAUAGCAUCGUCUCUAGCUUACGUCUGGGAACAAACCUCGUGACCAAGAACAUUUACGGAUUAUUCCACUGCAUCGGUGAAAAGACCUAUCUCGACGACUUGUGGUACCGACUGUGGUUCCAAAAACAUGCGAAGGCCCUUCUGGAAGCCAGACUAGAGUCUUCCAAGGAAGACAACAAAAUUUCCGACAUUUUGAUUGAUGGGCGGAAAUGGGUUGUUGCUCAUGGCUUUCCCACGGCAUCUAAUUCGAGCGUGCACUCCGUCGGUGCAUGGGUGGAUAUGGAUGGGCAGUGGCUCACUUGGGAAGAGCUGUGCGAACCAUAUGAAGGUAAUUUAUUUGGUGACAAAUUGGAGUAG